ACAAACUGGGAAUCGACGAUCUUCCCGAACUUGCGAAAACAUAUCUUAUUGAAGAAAGACCAUCAUAUGUGCGUGAACAUGCCGUCAAAGUUUUUCAAGCCGUUCGAUAUCUUAGGUCAUUUGACGAGCUCAAGAACCUUUGUCUUGAGGGGAUUACCACCGAUUUAUUCACAAAUGAUAGCUAUUUAACAUUGGAAGAGGACGUUCUAGUUCCGAUCCUAGAGCGCGAUGAUUUUUAUAUAAAGGAAGUUGUACUGUGGAAACAUGUGUUGAAAUGGGUAUUAACCAAACAUCCCGAGCUGGAUAAAGAUCCAUCGAAAUGGACGCCGGCUAAUAUCAAACAAGCGCAAGCGACGUUGCAAGCUCUAGUUGGAACCAUUCGGUUUUUUCUAAUGUCAUCAGAUGAUUACUACAAUGAAGUCAGACCGUAUAAAAAAAUACUGCCGAGAGGAGUGAAUGAACAGGUUAUGCUGUAUCUGUUGACUGGCAAAGGUUCAGAGAGUUUCAUGGCAAGGCCAAGAGUGAAACCCCCUUCAGAGUCGAGCGCAUAA
Molecule: messenger RNA, 551 nt
Organism: Paraglomus occultum
Lineage: Eukaryota; Fungi; Glomeromycota; Glomeromycetes; Paraglomerales; Paraglomeraceae
Source: the annotation of a GenBank genome assembly